AUGGCUGCCAUUGGAUCCAUGGUGUUCUGCACCGACUGCGGAAACCUGCUGCCGGCGACAAAGGGAACCGAGCAGAAUGUGCUUAGCUGCGAGUGCUGUAGCGCCGAAAAUAAAGAUACCGGCGCAAAGGUCAUUGUGACCAAGUCAAAGCCGUCUGAUUUCCCUUCAUUUUUGCGCCAAAAGCUCCAGUCCAGCGUGCAGGCCGUUGAGCGCCAUACCCUCAACACCGAGAGCUCCGUUCGCGAACGAUGCCCAAACUGCGGCCGAGAAGAAGUCAAGUACACAACGGUGCAACUGCGAAGUGCCGACGAAGGCUCAACCGUCAUUUACAAUUGCGAAUGCGGAUACAGCUGGCAUGAGAACAAUUAA
Messenger RNA from Trichoderma atroviride IMI 206040, 369 nucleotides. RefSeq lists its product as uncharacterized. The record is from RefSeq and is a predicted model, not a curated record. Gene Ontology annotation, molecular function: nucleic acid binding; zinc ion binding. Gene Ontology annotation, biological process: termination of RNA polymerase I transcription; DNA-templated transcription. NCBI's taxonomy places the organism in Eukaryota, Fungi, Ascomycota, Sordariomycetes, Hypocreales, Hypocreaceae. Gene Ontology annotation, cellular component: RNA polymerase I complex.